UCAGUGGGGAGACAUGAGAGUGGCCGGCUAGGACAGUGAAAAUUCCACAACGAGACGUUUCGAGGGGGCAGGCAGCAAGAUCUGCAUUCUCAAGUUGAAAGCGCAUGUUUCGGUUCUGGGUCGCAAACCUACAGCCAACAAGGAUAUCCUAUCCAAGGAGCUGCCUUGUGAAGGCUGGGGGUACGGGACGAGCUACACAGAUGGGAAAGACAGGAGAAGAGACAGGGGUCGAUGGUAGCAUGGUGUCUAUCGCUGACUACUACGCAGGCAAGAAUGUGCUGAUCACUGGCGCCACGGGCUUCAUGGGCAAGGUGCUGGUGGAGAAACUGCUGCGGUCCUGUCCAGAGGUCCAAACCCUCUACCUCCUGGUCAGAGCCAAGGCUGGACAGUCCAUGCAGGAACGGGUCAGCGACAUGAUGAAGUGCAAGCUGUUUGACCGCGUGAGGGAGGACAACCCAGACUUCCACCAGAAGAUAGUUCCUAUCAGCAGUGAGUUGACACAGCCUGCCCUGGCCAUCAGUCCUGAGGACGUAGAGAGACUGACCUCCUGCGUCAACAUCAUCUUCCACUGUGCUGCCACCAUCCGCUUCGACGAACCCCUCAAACACGCCCUGCAGCUGAAUGUGAUGGCCACGCAGCAGCUCCUGAAUCUGGCCCAGCAGAUGCACCACCUCCAGGCCUUCAUCCACAUCUCCACAGCCUACGCCAACUGCAACCGCAGGCACAUCGACGAGAUCAUCUACCCACCGCCUGUAGAACCCAAGAAGCUCAUCGACUCCCUGGAGUGGAUGGAGGACAGCAUCGUCCGUGAUAUCACGCCGCGCCUCAUCGGGGACCGCCCCAACACCUACACCUACACCAAAGCCCUGGCAGAGUGCGUGGUUCAGAAGGAGAGCAGCAAGCUCAGCAUCGGCAUCAUCAGACCCUCCAUAGUGGGAGCCAGCUGGCAGGAGCCUUUCCCUGGUUGGAUCGACAACUUCAAUGGACCAAGCGGAGUCUUCAUCGCCGCGGGGAAGGGCAUCCUGCGCACCAUGAGAGCCAACAAUGAUGCGGUGGCGGACCUCAUCCCCGUGGACAUGGUCAUCAACCUGACCCUGGCCGCUGGCUGGUACACGGCAGUGCACAGACCCAAAGCAGCGCUGGUUUACAACUGCACUACAGGUGGCAUCAACCCUUUCCACUGGGGAGAGAUUGAGCACCAUGUGAUGUCCAGCUUCAAGAGGAACCCUCUGGAGCAGGCUUUCAGAAGGCCCAACGCCAACAUCACCUCCAACUACCUGAUGAACCAGUAUUGGAUCCUGGUCAGCCACAAGUUCCCUGCCCUCAUCUACGACCUCUACCUGAGACUGUCUGGACAGAAGCCCCAGAUGAUGCGUAUCUUCAACCGGCUGCACAAGGCCAUCGGCCUGCUGGAGUACUUCAGCAGUCAGGACUGGGAGUGGAACUCCGAGAACAUGAACAUGCUGAUGAGCCACCUCAGCCCCGAGGACAGGAAGACAUUCAACUUUGACGUGCGUCAGCUGAACUGGCCAGAGUACAUAGAGAACUACUGCAUCGGCACCAAGAAGUACGUUCUGAAUGAAGACAUGUCCGACAUCCCUGCAGCCAGGCAACACCUCAGGAAGCUGAGGAACAUCCGCUACACAUUCAACACUCUACUGCUGGUCUUCAUCUGGAGGGUGUUCAUCGCCCGCUCUCAGAUGGCUAGAAACAUCUGGUACUUUGUGGUCAGCCUCUGCUUCAAGUUCCUCUCCUACUUCAGGGCCUCCAGCACACUCACCAACUGAUGACCAACUGACCGUUGACCAGCUGAACGCCCUGCUCGCCUCCUCAACCAGACCUCACCCCUCAGACCUCCAGCAGCACCCAACCCCACUCCUCAACCAGACCCCACUCCUCAGACCUCCAGCAGCACCCAACCAGACCACACCCCUCAGACCUCCAGCAGCACCCAACCCCCACUCCUCAACCAGACCACACCCCUCAGACCUCCAGCAGCACCCAACCCCCACUCCUCAACCAGACCACACCCCUCAGACCUCCAGCAGCACCCAACCCCCACUCCUCAACCAGACCUCACCCCUCAGACCUCCAGCGGCACACAACCCCACUCCUCAACCAGACCUCACCCCUCAGACCUCCAGCGGCACACAACCCCCACUCCUCAACCAGACCUCACCCCUCAAACCUCCAGCGGCACACAACCCCACUCCUCAACCAGACCUCACCCCUCAGACCUCCAGCGGCACACAACCCCACUCCUCAACCAGACCUCACCCCUCAGACCUCCAGCGGCACACAACCCCCACUCCUCAACCAGACCUCACCCCUCAGACCUCCAGCGGCACACAACCCCACUCCUCAACCAGACCUCACCCCUCAGACCUCCAGCGGCACAUAACCCCACUCCUCAACCAGACCUCACCCCUCAGACCUCCAGCGGCACACAACCCCACUCCUCAACCAGACCACACCCCUCAGACCUCCAGCAGCACACAACCCCACUCCUCAACCAGACACGGUUCCUUCUGACCCUGUUGUACGUCAUACAGUAAAACCCCUAUGUAAGUGUUAUUUCUUUUCUAACUACGGCUUUUCUUAAAGCGACAGAUUACAUAUGCAACAAUAAACCCAUUGUAUACUCUC
Molecule: messenger RNA, 2646 nt
Organism: Oncorhynchus kisutch (coho salmon)
Lineage: Eukaryota; Metazoa; Chordata; Actinopteri; Salmoniformes; Salmonidae
Product: fatty acyl-CoA reductase 1-like
Exons: 12
Coding region: 105-1787 (560 amino acids)
Biological process (GO): long-chain fatty-acyl-CoA metabolic process
Cellular component (GO): peroxisome
Molecular function (GO): alcohol-forming very long-chain fatty acyl-CoA reductase (NADP+) activity
Source: RefSeq, a predicted model, not a curated record